Messenger RNA from Myxocyprinus asiaticus (Chinese sucker), 1684 nucleotides. It is a transcript of the gene myd88, whose product is annotated as MYD88 innate immune signal transduction adaptor. Lineage: Eukaryota; Metazoa; Chordata; Actinopteri; Cypriniformes; Catostomidae. The coding region runs from base 252 to 1106 and encodes 284 amino acids. The transcript is spliced from 5 exons. Gene Ontology annotation, molecular function: Toll-like receptor binding; TIR domain binding. The record is from RefSeq and is a predicted model, not a curated record. Gene Ontology annotation, biological process: defense response to Gram-positive bacterium; MyD88-dependent toll-like receptor signaling pathway; innate immune response. Gene Ontology annotation, cellular component: plasma membrane.
UGACGUUUCCGAGAACGUUUCCUCAAUCUUCUGUUGAACAUGUUAAGGACACUCUAGUCUACUGCGUAAUUUACAAAAGUACGAAUUUAAGAAACGAGUUUUGACUUACUAUAGUAGAUAUUGUUAGCUUCAAGAAAUGACAUGUAAACAUAUUUAGAGAAACUUUCUAGCACUUUCCGUCUUUGCCAAGGAGUUAAACGCAGAGAUUCACAACAACGUAUGUGGAUAAAAGUGGCGUUUUGCGGACAAAUAUGGCAUCAAAAAUAAGUAUUGACCACGACGCGAUUCCAGUUACCGCUUUAAACUGCAGUUUCCGCAAGAAACUGGGAUUGUAUUUGAAUCCAACAAACACAGUAGCAGCAGACUGGAGGACAGUCGCCGAAAUGAUGGACUUUACCUACCUGGAGAUCAAAAACUUCGAGAAAAGAGACUAUCCCUUCGAAAAGGUUUUAACGGAAUGGGAAACGCGUCCAGAUGCCACAGUUGCAAAUUUACUGUCAAUUUUAGAAAAAGCGGAAAGGAAAGAUGUUAUAUCAGAGCUGAAAGACAUUAUAGAUGAAGACUGCAAGAAGUAUUUAGAAAGACAGCAGAGGAAGCCUGUCCAGGUCCCAGUGGUGGACAGCUGCGGGCCCCGCACGCAGGAGCGAGAAGGCAUCACUCUGUAUGAUGAUCCACAAGGUCUGACGCCGGAGACCUUUGAUGCUUUCAUCUGCUAUUGUCAGAGUGACUUCCAGUUUGUCCAUGAGAUGAUCAAACAGUUGGAACAGACUGAACGCAGCCUGAAGCUGUGUGUCUUUGACAGGGACGUCCUCCCCGGCACGUGUGUGUGGACCAUUGCCAGUGAACUCAUAGAGAAAAGAUGUAAGAGGAUGGUGGUUGUUAUAUCUGAUGACUAUCUGGACAGCGAUGCCUGUGACUUUCAGACUAAAUUUGCACUCAGCCUUUGCCCAGGGGCUCGCUCUAAACGACUCAUCCCUGUUGUCUACAAGACAAUGAAGAGGCCUUUCCCCAGCAUUCUCCGUUUCCUGACCAUAUGUGAUUACACCAGACCGUGCACACAGGCCUGGUUCUGGACACGGCUGGCCAAGGCGCUCUCACUCCCCUAACCUUUUGUAUAUGCACCAUGUUUUCUUCACUUUGCAUCGUCACUGGGUAAAGCACACUCUUCUCUCUGGAGGAUGAAGGGAAAAUACCUAAUUGUGAAUUUUGCUCACAUGGGAGAGUUUCUCAGACUCAGUAGUGGGUCCAUCUUAUGACCAUUCCAAGAAAGGUACUUUUUACUGUGUUUAUGAAAGGUGUGUUUGCGCUAAUAUAAAGGUCGCUUGACUUUCCAAAGCAAAUCCCUCCAAAUGAGGGCUGUGUGCUUGCUUACUUUUUUUUUUUUUUUUUUGCUCAGUUUUGUUUGAUUCAUGUAGGUGUCUUUUAUAUCUUUGUGCAUUAAAAACUGUUGUUCGCAAUGUAUAAAAAUGACCCUUUAUUUUGUAUGGAACGUAUGUAUGUCAGAUAUUUAGCAUUUUUGCAUGUGAAAACUGCAUGUUCAUAAUCAUCCUGCAAAUUCAGUUUGUUUAUUAAUAAUUAAUUAAUGCUAAAUGUAAAUUAAGCUUCUUAUUGCUCCUUUUAAUGCACCUUUAAUCUGUAUUUCACACUGGGAAUAUUUUGGAAUAUAAAAUGUUAAUGUGAAUUA